CUUCUUCUUCAUCCAGGCAAAUAUUGUCUACCCAAAUUGAGAGCAGCUCUCCAGUCUCAAUUAGAAAUUUUUCACAUCACCCACGAGCUGAUCCUUACUAACGAUGCCGGGGAUCGAACCUGGAACCUUCUUCAUGCCAUAUUUGGUCAUUGACCGCAAAUAAAGUCGUCGUCGUCUUCGUAUCCUUCUUCUUCCUCCUUCCUCUUCCUCCUCCUCCUCCUUCAUGCCAAGUAGAUGCUCUGCCACUGAACUACAGCCCCUCCACAAGAUUCAUUGGCUUAAAAAAUGGGCUGUGGCUAUUACGACAGUUGCUCUCCAGACACCGAAGAUUAGUUUCCCUGGAGAAAAUAGCCACACUAAAGGAAUUAUGCCCUACAUAGGUCCUUCCCCAAACCCCGUCCUCAUAGGUUCUACCCCCGAAUCUCCAGGAAUUUCCCAGCCUGGAGUUGGCAACCUGCUUUAAGUUGCAAGACAAAACUUGUAGAAUGAAGAGGCUGUGUUGUUUUUGUUUUGUUUCAAAGCCAACCAUUGGAACACAGAAUAUUACCCUGUGGAUUGCCACAAUUUCAGCUGUGAUGAGCAUUAUUGUUGGCGGAUAGAUCAGAAUGUUAGAUUUGAACCGCAAGUGGUAGUUAAGAAGGUAUUUCUGUGGCAAAUUAGAAACCACCCUGGAUUUCAAUGGAAAACACCCAUCAGGCUUUUAAUCAGGUGUUAACAGUACCAGCUAAUCCUGGGUAUUGGAGGUUUAUUUUUAGUACUGGACUGGAUUAACAAGGGUCACUGACUGUACAGGGGGGAAUUGGUUGCACAGAAUCUUGAAUGCAGCAUGGGCAAGAAGCAAGUGUGUCCACCCCGUGUCCUUCCACCAGUACCAAGUAGUGGAAACCAAGAUGAAAUUCCUCUCGGUCGGUCCAGAAGAAAAAAGGUUAAGGCGACAAAUUCAUUAGAUAGUAUGGUUCCCACUGCUGUUCACCAGCCGUUUGAAAGCAGCGACCCUCUGACUUCUGAGGGGCAGGACACUGCCCCUCAGAGGAGACGCAAGAAAAAGAAGAUGCCUCCAGAAUUGGAGAGUUCUUUCACCAAACAGUAUGAAAACGGUUUGGAUCCCCAGCCAGAUGAAGAAAUUCUAACUCGUAAACCUCGGAAAAAAGUCAAGAAAACCCGACCUUCGGAAAAUGCCAACGAACUGGGCGUGGAAGAAGAGGAUAUAAUUGAAGAGGAGCCAACCAAAAGCUCUGAACCACAUCUUGUGUUUUCUGCUCCAGUCAGUGCUAGCCAGCCAGUUAGCAAAGUGUUUGUUGAAAAAAAUCGGCGUUUCCAGGCAGCUGACCGCAACGAUUUGAUCAAAACCACUGAGAACAUUGAUGUGUUUUUGGAUGUAAAAGCUUCUUGGACGACCAAGGAUGUGGCACUCUCAGUUCACCGGGGUUUUAGGGUGAUGGGACUUUUCGCUCACGGCUUCCUUGCCGGCUGUGCCGUCUGGAAUAUCAUUGUGAUUUAUGUCCUGGGAGGGAACCAGCUGUCUACUGCGUCUAACUUGCUAGAGCAGUACAAGACGUUGGCGUAUCCUGCUCAGAGCCUCUUUUACCUUCUGCUUACCAUUUGCACAGUUUCAGCCUUUGACCGGAUUGACUUGGCUAAAGCUUCAGUAGCAGUCCGGGCCAUCCUGACCCUCAAUCCAGCAGCCGUCGCCUCUUUCUUGUACUUUGCUGCUCUCAUCCUGUCACUGAGCCAGCAGAUGACAAGUGACCGAAUCAACCUCUACACGCCACCUUCAGAAAACGGCAGCCUCUGGACCUCCAGGACAGAGGAAGAGAUUCUUCAGCCCUGGAUCGUCGUCAAUCUCGUAAUAGCUCUCCUUGUCGGUACCUCCUGGCUUUUCUUGUCUUAUCAGCCUCAGCUAGAUCUCAGUGAAGAACUGUUUAACGCUGAAAUCGAAGAGUACCCGCCUCCAGAUAAAGAAGCCCAAGUCUCUUAGUGAUACAGAGAACCUCUUCAAAAACCAAAGCUGUGAUGGCUGAACUUUGUAUAUGUGUACUUGUAUGUAAUUUUGGUAUCAAAAUGUGUUUUCAUGCUGUAUACUUCUUUUGCAUUGACGUUAUAAUUACACUUUUUAUUGUAUUUGCCAUAGUUUUUGUUAAACAAGAAGAGUGUCGCAGUUUUUUUAAGAUCUAUUAGAAAUGACUGUGUAAAUACCUAUUUUUGCUAAUAUCACUACAGAUAUGGCAAAGUAUGAUGAAAUAAGGAAGUCAAAAGUGCCUUAGACAGGAUUCAUCUUUAAUAACCGCCAUUGUGGGAUUUAUAUUGGUUCUAAUAUGCAUCUACCUGUAUAGAGUCUCUCUAUGGUCAUAUUCUUAUAACUAAAAGUGAUAUUUUCUGUGAAGAAAACUGUAAAGAUGACUGCAUUUUUGUUCAGAAUAUCACAAUUUUGGUGCUUGUUUGUCCAGAAGAGUUUGCAGAAUUACAGAGUAUUGCUUCAUGGUCAUAGCUUGUCAAAGAAUACUGACAUUUAUAUGCUAGCUCAUAAAGCACAUGUACAGAUGGAUUCAUACAUCCAUUUGGACAGGAGCAUAAAUCAAUUUAUACCUCAGUCUUUAAUACAUUCCACUAUAAUAAAUGAUGUAUAUAAAUUUCAGUGGAAUGUAUGAAUAAGAUUUUCAUCAUGACCAGAAUCUGUUUAACUCAAGCUGCAAUUCUGCGGGUACUUUCUUAUGAGUAAUCCCUAUUGAAAAAUAUGUGGCUUGCUUCUGAAUUAACCUGUUUAAGAUUGCUCUUUAAGUAUGCUCCAAUUUAGUUUGUUGAGAGACUUUCCCCAAGAUAAAUUGCCUUUAUACAAGGUAUUUUGUAACAAUUGAGAACUACAUGUAAGUGAAUUUGUAAAAAUUUCUUCAGGGUACUAGUCCAAUUGUUUGUUUUUUUAAUUUUGAAACUCAGGCCCAGUUUUAAAAAUAAGUAUAAAUCCAUCUUUUGUACAACAUUGAAUAAUUCAAAAUUUUCUGCAAAUAAAGUUUCACUAUUUUGCUUAA
Molecule: messenger RNA, 3026 nt
Organism: Sphaerodactylus townsendi
Lineage: Eukaryota; Metazoa; Chordata; Lepidosauria; Squamata; Sphaerodactylidae
Gene: TMEM237
Product: transmembrane protein 237
Exons: 13
Coding region: 827-1978 (383 amino acids)
Biological process (GO): cilium assembly
Cellular component (GO): ciliary transition zone
Source: RefSeq, a predicted model, not a curated record